UGUGGGAUGCCCCGAGUACGCGCCUCCGGCUUCUGCUGCUGUCCUGACUUGCUCCGGAGUUUGGGUCCGAUGCGCUUCAGUCCUCAAUCUGAAAACUUUUCUACUGUUUCCGAAUCUUCACGGGAUUCCACAGAGAUUUCCUCCUCUGAGAACUCCAGUCAGGCACUGACUUAGCCACCUAUUCACCCUUCAGGGGUCCUCGAGCUUCUGCCCGAAGCUAAUUAAGUGAUGGACGCAGUAGCCAAGGAGACCGGCUGAUUGACAGGCACGAUUUACCAACCGACUCUGGAAACUCCAGUCUGUGUUUGCCCAACGCGUGGCCGGCAGUCCAAUUAAGAAAGUGGAAGCGCCAAAGGGGGCGGUCACGGGGCGGACUGGGUUGUGGUGGUUCCCUAGGAUUGUGCGCUGGAAGCUGAGGCGUCUGCGGGCAUCCGCACGAUGCCGUGACGCGGCAGCGCGGCUGAAUUGACCCCGCGAGCACAGCGCAGCCGGGGGAGUCCUCCGGCCCCGGAGGCGGCGCGGCGUGAAGGCGAAUCGCUGCUCGAGAGCUCUUCUCGCCAAGUCUUCGGUGGGUGGGGGAGGGGCGUCGGACGGCGAGCGGGCCGCCUGUGCGCUUGCGCGGGCACCUUUGCCGACUGGGGCUGCACGGGCGCGCAUGCUCAGAGCGCGCCGAGUCUCGUGGCCGCUGGCACUGCGCAGGCGCCGCGAGAAGCCCGCUAAGGAGCGGCGCUGUCGGAGGUCGGGCGGGCAGGCGGUGACGUCGUGAGGAGAGCUUUAAAGUGCGGGCCGGGCAGGGCGUCUAAGGGUCUGACCCGGAGUCUGGCCGGGUCUUCGCUGAAGCCCGCCUUCCACGGCAUGAGGCGCUGCCGGCGCCCUUGCUUCUCGGGACGUGGAGAAGGUGGAGGAGGAAGACGCCUUGCUGUCGCUUGUGCUGCAUGACCGGCCGCUGCUGAGGUUCGACCCCUUCCCGGCCCCUCUACGCCCCCGCCCCCGCCGGUUCCUUGGGCCACGCAUGGCGGCCUGGCACUGAGGGAACCCCCCGCUUCCCUCUCGGGCCCCCCGGGCGCGUCCCCUUAGAGCCAUGCCGGGCCGCCCCGGAGGACCCUAGAGUUGAGUUGCGGGGGCUAUGGCGGCCGCCAGCGGCUACACUGACCUGCGUGAGAAGCUCAAGUCCAUGACGUCCCGGGACAACUACAAGGCUGGCAGCCGGGAGGCCGCCGCGGCUGCAGCCGCCGCCGUGGCCGCCGCCGCCGCUGCCGCGGCCGCCGCCGAGCCGUACCCGGUGUCCGGGGCCACCAAACGGAAGUACCAGGAGGACUCGGACCCGGAGCGCAGCGACUACGAGGAGCAGCAGUUGCAGAAGGAGGAGGAGGCGCGCAAGGUGAAGAGCGGGAUCCGGCAGAUCCGUCUCUUCAGCCAGGACGAGUGCUCCAAGAUCGAGGCCCGGAUCGACGAAGUGGUGUCCCGCGCCGAGAAGGGCCUGUACAACGAGCACACCGUAGACCGGGCCCCCCUGCGCAACAAGUACUUCUUCGGCGAGGGCUACACCUACGGCGCCCAGCUGCAAAAGCGCGGGCCCGGCCAGGAGCGCCUCUACCCGCCAGGCGACGUCGAUGAGAUCCCCGAGUGGGUGCAUCAGCUGGUGAUCCAGAAGCUGGUGGAGCACCGCGUCAUCCCCGAGGGCUUCGUCAACAGCGCCGUCAUCAACGACUAUCAGCCUGGCGGCUGCAUCGUCUCCCACGUCGACCCCAUCCACAUCUUCGAGCGCCCGAUCGUGUCCGUGUCUUUCUUUAGCGACUCGGCCCUUUGCUUCGGCUGCAAGUUCCAGUUCAAGCCCAUCCGGGUGUCGGAACCUGUGCUUUCUCUGCCGGUGCGCAGGGGGAGCGUGACUGUGCUCAGUGGGUAUGCUGCUGAUGAAAUCACUCACUGCAUACGGCCUCAGGACAUUAAAGAACGCCGAGCGGUCAUCAUUCUCAGGAAGACAAGAUUAGAUGCACCGCGUUUGGAAACAAAAUCCCUGAGCAGCUCCACAUUGCCACCCAACUAUGCUUCAGAUCGCCUGUCAGGAAACAGCAGAGACCCUGCGCUGAAACCCAAAAGGUCCCACCGCAAGGCAGACCCUGAUGCGGCCCACAGACCCCGGAUCCUGGAGAUGGACAAAGAAGAAAACCGGCGGUCUGUGCUUCUGCCCACACACCGGCGGAGGGGUAGCUUUAGCUCUGAGAACUAUUGGCGCAAGUCCUAUGAGUCAUCGGAAGAUUGCCCAGAGGCAGCAGGCAGCCCCACCCGCAAGGUGAAGAUGCGGAGACACUGAGGCCCUGUGCCCACCUGGAACUCUGGCUAAUCCUGAUGUAGCUGCCCCAUCUUCUGUUUUGUUUGAGUGUUUUUUUUUUCUUUGUUGUUUGUUAUUUUGGUCCUAUAUACGUUUUCCUUGCUUUGUUGCCUAUUAAGGCUAAAGAACAGAAUUGGCGCAAGACCUGGGUUCUUAUGUUUUUGGCUUUUCUCCUUGAUGGAAAAGGCUGUUAGCUUCUGUAGGGGAACACUCAUACCAGAGUAGCCAGUCGAGACAGUGGGGACAGCUGUCUUCAAGUGGAAAUGUGUCAGACUAGGUUUAUUUAAACACACAAAAUGUUUUGGUUAAGGAAUUCUUGUUUGGGCUUUACAUGUAAAUCUUUGCAGUGUUUUAAACAAAGGUGAUUCUUUUGCCAGCCCUUUUCUUCCACUGAUGCUCAUGCUUGGAUGAGGUCUCUUGGAGCCAUACAGGUCCUGCAUUGGGCCUGCUACCCCUACAUCUCACCUGCUGUCCAGGUUCUGGAAGCUCAUGCAAAUACCCUGUUUUCCCCACAGUUCAGGUUGGCUGGAUAUGGGGCUUAAACAGUACCAGCCCCUGCCAUCCCAUUUCUGAGUCCCCAGGCUUCCUGCAUGCCCUCUAGCUUGCUCUGCCCACCAGUCCUAGGUGGUCAAGAGACUAGCACAGUGGUCCUGACCUCUUGCCAAGAGCAUACCUGUUUGCUGGGUUGCUCCUUUUAGGCCUAUGUGUGUGGUUGUAUGGGACAGUUAGACUUGCUGCAGUGGGUCAUUUGUAGGAAUUGUUUCUAGCUAGAGGAACUGAUUUGCUUCCAGUCUAGCGUUUGGGUUAUGGGAACUUGGGGCAUAUGGUAGGGCUUUGUUUCUUUUGUUCUGAGGUGUUUCCCCUCCCGUUAGUCUCUUGGCUUUCUCCUUUUCUUUUCUCCUCAGUUGGCCAUCUUGGUUCUUUUUUCCCCUAUAUCAUCUAUCUAAGAAGGUGUGUCCGUCCUCUCUUGUCCAUGUAUAGCUUAUAUCCAAGGCCAGAAGUCAGACCUGCAUAUUGGGUUGGUACUUUGUCUGCCUCAGGGGCAUGGGUGCUGAGGAAGGAACUUUGAAAAUAAUAGAAAGUUAAAAUCUUUGACACUUUCGGCCUGCUCGGAUCCUGGAAAGCUGUAGGGUUUGCUGAUGCAGGUUCAUUAAGACUGUCUUUGGCAGCCAGACAAGGACUAAGCCUGCCAAAAACAGGCCUUCUGAGCAACCAUGCCACCACCACUCCAGAGGUGCACAGAGGCCUGACCUCGGGCCUCAAUGGCUGCAGAGAUGGAGAACAGCCAGCCAGCAGGAAAUCCUUCUUUGGGGUCAGAAUUCUUUUGCCAAUGUAGAGAGCCUUCAAGUUGAGACUGCAUAACUGAAGCAGUUGCAGGUCUUCUGUGGUUUUGGGAUGUUUUUGUUUUAUUUUUGUUUUUGUUUUGUUUUGUUUUUUUACUGCUCUUUUCCCUCAAAAAAUGAUUUGUAGUUGUGUGUGCAGCACUUUGCCCUAAUAUGUGUGUGCUCUACAAUAAAAAACAAAUCUAAUAUA
Molecule: messenger RNA, 3865 nt
Organism: Microtus ochrogaster (prairie vole)
Lineage: Eukaryota; Metazoa; Chordata; Mammalia; Rodentia; Cricetidae
Gene: Alkbh5
Product: alkB homolog 5, RNA demethylase
Biological process (GO): mRNA export from nucleus; mRNA processing
Cellular component (GO): nucleus
Molecular function (GO): oxidative RNA demethylase activity
Source: RefSeq, a predicted model, not a curated record